Pelobates cultripes (western spadefoot toad) is the source of this 32684-nucleotide messenger RNA. Lineage: Eukaryota; Metazoa; Chordata; Amphibia; Anura; Pelobatidae. The record is from the annotation of a GenBank genome assembly.
AAGUAACAGAUUUUCGUCUAACUACUCUGUCAGAUAAUUCGCAGACACUCUGUAUUUUAUUUCUUGUUUUCCUUCUGAUCUACAUGAAUACUCUUAUAAUAAACUCCCUAAUUAUCAUCUUGGUUUUCACAGAUCUCCACCUUCACACCCCCAUGUACUUCUUUCUUGGAAACCUGGCAUUUUUGGACAUGUCCUUAUCGUCAGUCACUGCACCAAGGAUGCUCUCUGACUUCAUCACCACAAAUAACUCCAUAUCCUUCCCUGCUUGUAUGAUGCAAAUAUUUUUCCUAAUAUAUUUUCUAGCUACAGAGCUUUUGCUGCUGGGUGCCAUGUCUUAUGACAGAUUUGCUGCAAUCUCCCACCCUCUACAUUACAUUCACAUCAUGUCCUGGAAAGUGUGUUCACAGCUUGCAUCUUUGAUUUGGGUUUCUGGCUUCUUUUACUCCUUGGUACAUACACUUUGUUCUCUGAGACUGACAUUCUGUGACUCAAAUGUUAUCCAAAACUUUUUUUGUGACCUUCCUCACUUAUUCCAAAUUUCAUGUACUGACACUUUCAUCAACUUGCUUAUCACUGUUACUUUUGGAGGAUCCCUGUUACUAGUGGCCUUUGCUAUAACUUUUAUUCCGUAUGCUCGUAUUUUCAUCACUAUUAUGAGAAUCCGGACAAAAGACGGAAAGCUUAAGGCUUUUUCCACCUGCACAUCUCACCUUGCUGUGGUCUCUAUUUUCUAUGCUUCCCUUAUUUUCACUUAUUUUGUACCUACCACGUCUCUGGUAGAUUUGUACAAGAUUGUGUCUGUAGUUUAUGCUGUAAUUAAUCCGUUGCUUAAUCCUCUAAUUUACAGUGUGAGGAAUAAGGAUCUUAAGGCAGCUCUGACAAGGGCACUGCGUUACACAUCUUUGUUAGGAGGAACCUAGUAAACUGUGAUCUCAUUCAUUGACUAUGUUUAUGAUGUUGUUUGGGUCUUAAUUAUUUUCUCAAACAUAUCUAUUUCUGGGCACUCCAGGUACCAAUACAUUUUUAAUGCAGUUUGAUUAGAUUUUGACUUCAUUAAUAUGCUGUCUUUUUUUGCAUUCUCAAAUCUUUAUACCACCAUAGGCUUGCCUCCUUAGCCACACCCCCUCAUUCCAGAAAAAAGACUUCCUUAUCAAAAGCAUGUACACAACUCAGCCACAGAUAGUACUGAAUGUUCUGAACAACAAAGCAACCUGCAUUAAAAGGAGAGGACACCCAAGGAGACAUAUAGGCUGUCUGCAGCCUGGUUGUUAAUCAAAAGCAGUUCACUGCUGGGGCUGAGACUGUGUGCAUACAUAGGGGUAUGGCUAAAGAGACAGGUUUAUGGUGCACAAUUUUGCAUGUAUUUUUUAUUUAUUUAUUUAUUUAAGAUUUGAGCAUAGAAAAAAUAAAGCAUAUCAAUGAGGCCAAAAUCUAUCAAACUGUAUUGGUGCCUGGAGUGUCCCUACAUAUAAGAUAAGAUGUAUAGUGUGCAUGUGUGUUAGUGUGAGCAUGUUCAUGUGGUUAGCUGCCUCUUUCAAGUACCUAUAUAAUAUUUAUAUACAUAAAAAAUAAAUGUGUAUAUAUUGACAGCUAGGUUUCUUUCUUAAUGUGAAAUUAAUAUUAAUAAAUACAUUUAAUUUGCUGCUGAUCACUACUAAAAACAAAGUAUAAAAGGUACAUUUGAAGAGCAACAUAUACAUACAUAUAUGUAAAUUAUUAAUUAAGCAAGACAUGCACACUAUAAAAAAGACAUUCACUGUAUUUCAGUAUUGUACAUGUGGUUACAUUACUAUAUUUGAAGUUCCAAAGCUGCCACAGUAAACAACAGUGAUGAAUCUUUUAACUCUGUACAGUGAGAAGACUCUGAGUGAUUGAUUGCCAAGAGUAGUAUAGGAGAUCAUCUUAUUUAAUUGUAUAUAAUUAUGUUCUUAACAAAGACCAUAUAGACAGUUAUUGAAUGUAUGUAUGUACAUAUAUAUAUAUAUAUAUAUAUAUAUAUAUAUAUAUAUAUAUAUAUAUAUAUAUUUAUAUAUAUAAAUAUUAUAGGGUGCUGUUGGGGCCUAUUUUGUAGGACCUGCCAAGAAUGGGGUACAUUGAGGUUGUGGCAGGCUUAUGCAAUGUAUGAUUAUAUACAACUAAACCCCCAUUAUUUUCUGCAUAGGUGAGGUGUUUUUAAAUAAAACUAUUACAAUCUGUGAGACAUUAAAUUGCUGUUUAGUGAAUGAGCAAGAGCACUGGUACAAAAUACGAAAGGGGAAAAGGAGGGUUGGCGCUUAAUUACAAGAUAAGGCAGCAACUUUAAAAGGGAAUCCCUCAAAACCAUUAAAACGGAAUGGGAAAAGAAAAGAGUAAAAAAGUUGCGCCAGAUAAAAUAAAUAAAUAAAAAAGAAACCACAAAUAAAAAUAGUCCAAUAUAAAAGAGGAAAUCCAGUAAAUAUAAAAUGAGUCUUAGCUGAGUAGAUCUUCAUUAAGUGAGGUGGUCUAUACAAUGGUGAAUCCGGGACAAUGUCCUCACUAUCCUUCCUCAGAUGGAUCCAAUAUGUAAAGAUAAAACAGAUGACCAAAAUAGUGUAGUAUGUUCACUAGGGUAUGGCAGACAAUAUAAAAGAAAUAAUAUAGCAUUCACAUUUGAUAGAGCUAAGCUAGCUCUAGUGUGGAAAGCAUACAGCGAUUUAGAUCCCCGCUUGUAGGAUAUGGUGCAGCUUUCUUUUUCUUCAAGGGUAGGUGCCACUGAAAUAGAAUAAAAAGACACAACCAAUAGUGCUCUCUGUUUAAAAUAAAUAGAAAUAAAAGAUAGUAAAAAUGGUACUCACAAGAACGGAGCAGGCUAUCUGCUCCUAAGUAUUGGCUUAGGUGGAAUAAUCCCCACCAAGGAUUGCUUGGAGUCCAGAAGUCAAAGGUGCCAGGUGGAAGUAGAAAAUAUUAAAUAUCUAAAGAUGAUUGGUACAACCAAAAGAGUGACCAAAAAAUCUUUAAUAGUUAAAAUAUACAAUAUUAAUAUCCAAAAACGUGUUUCGCCUAUAAUGGCGUUAUCAAUAUGGAAUAAGCAAUAUAUAUAUAUAUAUAUAAAACAGAGCAAACUCUUUUAAAGUAAAUAUUUAAAAUAUUUACCAUUUAUUAUUUGAAAUAAAUGCUAGAGAGAAAAAAAUAUAUCUGUCUGUCAGUGUAAUAUAUAGGAAAUGCGCUGUUAUGUUGCUCGAGAAGCUUGCAUACAAUAUUAAAUACUGGUUUUGUUUCCUCUUUGUUACAUUUUAUUUUUUCAAUCUGUCUAUAACCUGAGCUCUGAAUUGUUAAAAUACAACUGUGAGGACUUUUUCAUAUAAAGUGGAUUUUUUUUUUUCAAUUACAUUCUACACAAUUAAUUAAUUUUCAUCCCUGUUUAGUAUAUGAUAUAUGGAUCUUCACAUCAAUGCAUUAUGGCGAUCUAGCACUAUAAAAUAAUAAUAAUUCUUAUUGGGAAAGAAAUGUGACUAUGCAUAUGUUUGUUGGCAGAGGAGAAGAGUAUCAUUUUUAUUUUAUUUUUUUAUCGUCAGUUCUUGCAGUAAAAUAAAUAAAUUGAUUGUGCUUUGAGCAAAAAAAAGAGAAUAAUAUUUUUUCUAUUUCUAACUGUAAGUAUGCUUUUUCUUAAUCAUAACUAUCAGAUCAUAACACACUUGAAGGUAAAGGUUGGCAUAGUAUUUGUAUAGUUUUUUUAUUAAUGAAAUCUGAGUAAAUUUCAGCAACUGUCUUUAGAAAACUGACCAGAAAAUAGAGAUUUUUUUGUUGAGCAUCUACCUAAUGAAAGUGUGCAAAAUAUGUAUAUAUUAAGGGUAAUCCCUAUUUUCUCGAGGUCUCGUCCUAGAAAAAUUAAUUUGGGGGAUAUUCUUUUCUUUUUGUUGCGGUUGAUCAUUUAUUCUUUUAGAUCUUCGUUUUUUCUCAACCCUUUGAUACUGACUACUAUAGGAAUCCCUCCUCUGUGGAUAUGUCUUGUCUCUAAAUGAAGGGGUUAAUAUUUUCUUAUCCUGUCUUUGUUGAGGAUAAUCCUUCUUUUUAUUUCUAUUAGGUGUCACCCUAACUCUAUUGUUGGUAUAAUCAUUUAGAUCUCUAUUAAACUUCUUUUUCUUAUUUAAUAUUACAGAAUUCUCAAUUUUCUCAAUUCUAUGGCUGAUUUUUUCAGACAGGCUUUCAAAGUCUUUAGUCACAACGAAGAGUUCUAACUUAGUUUUUAUCCCCCUAAUCAUUUCAUCUAUUUCUAACAGAUUAUCCUUUCUUUCCUUUAUAACAAUAUUAAUCAUAGUAAUGGAAAAGGAUUCUAGGGCUGAGGUCCAUAUCUUGAUAAAAAUUCUCCUUUUCACGAUUAAAGGUAAGAAAUUUCGUGAACCUUAACCCCCUUGGGGUGAUUUCCCUUUCAAGAUAUUUUUCUAGAGUGAAAAUCUCCCAUUUUAUCUUUACUUCUCUUAUGAGUCAUUUCUCAAGUUGAAACAUACUUUCAUCCACAUUGUCACUUAAAACAAUUUCUGGUUCUAUUUUAUGUUCUUCCCUGCCAAAUCUUUCUUGUGCAAAUUUUCCCCAAUUUUGUCUUUGUUCAAAAAUAGACAUGUUCCCAAGCAAUCCAAACAAUAUGGUGACAAAAACAAGAACAAAUAAUACAAAUUGUAUAGGUGGUGCUCAGGGAAACAAAUACACGGUGCUGCUAAGAUUACCCGAGUAUAGCAUCACCACACAUACUCAAUUGUAACCAAACAACUCAACGUACAGGAACAGAGAGGUGGAGGGCCCUGCUCAAUGAGCUUACAUGUGACUGUGCGUUUAUAUUUGUGUAUAUGAGUUCAUGUGCAUAUAUGUAUUUGUGUGUGUAUGUAUAAAGUGUAUAUAUACAUGAAUACAUGUAUGUAUAUGUUAAUAGGUAUAUGUGUAGGUACAUGUAUUGGUGCUUUUGUGUGGAUGUAUGUGUAGGUGUGCAUGUACAUAUAUUUGGGCAUUUGGUUGUAUUUAUAUGUAUGUUUAUAUGUAUAUUGUAUGUACUUGUAUAUAGUGUGUAUACUUGCACAUAUGCACUACUUGUGUAUAUGUACAUGAGUGUGAGUGUGUACGUGUGUCUGUAAAUGCUGGAUAUAGGCCUUCAUGCAUAUCCUGUAACUCUUGGAUGGGAAUUUAUAUAUUCUUUAUUAAAGCGGCACUUUCAUGCCGAACUUACCUUUUCCUCUUCUCUCCCUCUCUCAAGAUCUGUUCUUCAUUUCUUCCUGUCUGCUCUAGUUUUCUUAAAAACAUAAGAUAAAGUGGGGAUUACCUUGUCUUAUGGAGGUUUCCUACGCCUGACCAUCUCUGACCAGCGGAGGAGCAAAGUGUGCUCCAUUUCCUGUGGUCAGAUAAAUUUCCCCACAAUUCUUACCUUUGAUCAGUGAUCUCACGAUGCUUCCUGUCAGUAUUCCUGAACGUCCUGUCACUUAGACAGAAUUCUGGCGAAACCACUGAAUUUCGUUCUAACAGAAUGAGAACAGUUUGUUCAUUUAUGUUAGGACACAAUUUGGGACUUUGUUCGGAUCAGAAUUUCAUUUGAAUGAGUGAAAUUCCGAUCCUAUUCAUGCCGAGGCUGCAUCUUGCAGCCGUUUAGUAGAUAACCCCCUAAUUCCCACGAUAUCAGGGAGCUAUCUACUAAAAGGCUGAAAGUGUACAAAUACUACCUGGUGACUAGGGGACCCCAAGCCCCCCGAGCCCCCACCCAUGCUGCGCGAGUGGGUGCUAUUAAAUUGAAGGGGGACCUAUUGCCCCCCCUUGGCCCCACCCAUGAGAGGCAGGUGGGGGCCCUAAAUGAAAAUGUGGGGGACCUAUUGUCCUCCCCCCCUGGGCCCCACCCAAUAGUGGCAGGUGGGGGUCCUAAAUGAAAAUGUGGGGGGGACCUAUUGUCCUCCCUCCAGCCCCCACCCCUGAGUGGCAGGUGGGGGCACUAAAUAACAAUAAGGGGGGAACUAUUGUCCUCCCCCCAGCCCCCACCCCUGAGCGGCAGGUAGGGGCUCUAAAUAACAAUAAGGGGGGGACACCUAUUGUCCUCCCCUCGGCCUCCACCCCUGAGUGGCGGGUGGGUGCCAUAAAUAACAAUAAGGGGGGGCCUAUUGUCCUCCCCCCCGGCCGAUAGGUGGGAGCAAAAUGUACAAAUACACCCCCCUCAGUGACUAGGGGACCCCAAGCCCCUAGUCACCCCCCACCCAAAUAAAAUUAAAUCAAUCCCUACCUACCCCCCCACACCUUAAAAAUAAUGAGGGGGGGAACAAUAAAGCUACCUGGAAAAAAAAAUCAGACUUACUAUUAAAAGGUUUUUUUUCUAAUACCUUCUUUUCUCAGCCCCCAAAAAAGGCCAAAUAAAAAAAAACAUAAUACCCGUCGAACUUAUCAAAUAAAAAAAAAAACCUGAGCGCAAAAUAAAAAAUCUGCAGGAAAAUAAAAAAUCUGACGCUAAAAAUUAAUCCAUCUUCACCCAUGGAGGGCACGGCGCAGACUGAGCUUCUCAGGGUGGAGAAAGGCUCAUAAAGCCUUCCCACACUCUGGACUUGACUCCCCCAGUCCCCACCUAAAUAACAAAUAGGGUCGGAAUCUAUUGUCUCACCCCAACCCCCACCCCUGAGCUGCAGGUGUUGGCCCUAAAUAACAACAGGGGGGCCCUAUUGUCCUUCCCCUGGCCCCCACACCUGAGCGGUGGGUGGGGGGUCUAAAUCACUAUAAGGGGGGACCUAUUGUCCUCCUCCCCUGCCCCCACCCAUGGGCGAUGGGUGGGAGCAAAGUGUACAAAUACACCCCCCCUGGUGACUAGGGGACCCCAAGCCUCCCGAGCCCCCACCCAUGCUGCGCAAGUGGGGGCUAUUAAACUUAAGGGGGACCUAUAGCCCACCUCAGCCCCCACCCAUGAGAGGCAGGUGGGGGCACUAAAUAACAAUAAGGGGGGGAACUAUUGUCCUCCCCCCCGGGCCCCACCCAGUAGUGGCAGGUGGGGGUCCUAAAUGAAAAUGUGAGGGGGACCUAUUGUCCUCCCCCCAGUCCCCACCCCUGAGUGGCAGGUGGGGGCACUAAAUAACAAUAAGGGGGGACCUAUUGUCCUCCCCCCAGCCCCCACCACUGAGCGGCAGGUGGGGGCACUAAAUAACAAUAAGGGGGGACCUAUUGUCCUCUCCCCGGCCUCCACCCCUGAGUGGCAGGUGGGUGCCCUAAAUAAAAAUAAGAGGGGGACCUAUUGUCCUCCCCCCCAGCCCCCACCCAUGGGCAAUAGGUGGGAGGUAAGUGUACAAAUACACCCCCCCUCCCCAGUGACUAGGGGACCCCAAACCCCUAGUCACCCCCCACCCAAAUAAAAUUAAAUCAAUCCCUACCUACCCCCCCUCACCCUAAAAAUAAUACUUUACUGAGAGGGUAGUGGAUGCAUGGAAUAGCCUUCCAGCUGAAGUGGUAGAGGUUAACACAGUAAAGGAGUUUAAGCAUGCGUGGGAAAGGCAUAAGGCUAUCCUAACUAUAAGAUAAGGCCAGGGACUAAUGAAAAUAUUUAGAAAAUUGGGCAGACUAGAUGGGCCGAAUGGUUCUUAUCUGCCGUCACAUUCUAUGUUUCUAUGUAGAUUCCGGUGCUGCUGGAACAUUUAUUGACUCAACUCUUGUUUCAAAGAAUAAAAUUCCUUUUACUCAAAAAAACAUUUUGUCUCCCUCAGAGUGGUAGAUGGAUCUACCAUUUAUUCUGGUCCUAUUAAAAGUGAAACCAUUCCGCUAAAGAUGACUACUGCAAUUAAUCACAAUGAACAUGAUAUUGUUAAAUCACCAUUAUUUCCCGUCAUUCUUGGAAUGAAUUGGUUAAAACUUCAUAACCCUCACAUACAAUGGUCUCCUAUCUCUGUACAGCUCAAUUCUAAAUUUUGUAAAGAAAAUUGUUAUCCUCACCUUCCUCUGUUUCAAAUUACUGAGGAAACUAGGAUGCGUGAACAUUAUAAUGAAUUCAAGGAUGUCUUCAAUAAAACUGAAGCUGAGUCUUUACCUCCCCACUGGGUAUACGACUGUCCUAUUGAUCUUUUUGAAGCUGCUAUACAUUUUGGGCCUAUAUAUCCACUCUCUGAACCUGAAUUAAAGACUCUUAAAAAAUACCUUGAAGAAAAUUUGCACAAAGGAUUCAUCAGACCAUCUACUUCUCCUGCUGCAUCUGCUAUAUUCUUUGUUAAAAACAAGGACAACACUAUUCGUCCCAUCAUUGAAAACAGAGCAUUGAAAAAAAUAACUAUAAAUAAUAGAUAUUCUUUGAACACUGCUUAACACCGAGAGUAAAAACAUCAACUAAAAGUAAAAAGUGAACGAGAGUAAUAAGACCCAAAACGCAUUGCUAAGCUCUGGCACUUCCGAAGCUGCUCGGAGGUUUAAAUAUCAUGAGACAGAACGUGUAAUGAGUUCCAAACAUUCAUUAAGAAAAACUGAAUAAAAAGCUGGGAGAGGAGAGUUAAGUAACACGGGGAAAGAGAUCUAAUCACCGGAGUGUAGAGUCUGAAGAAAACAAACGAGCAAGAAGGAAGGGACAACAAAAAGUGAGUCAAACAGUGUCUGAAAAAAAUAUAUACAUAUAUUUAUAUUUAUAUAUAUAUAUAUAUAUAUAUAUAUAUAUAUAUAUAUAUAUAUAUAUUUAAGCUAUUUGAAAUACAAUUAAAGGAGACAAAAAAACUUCUACAAACAGACAAUCAGGAAAAAGGGAGGAAGAAAAAGGAAGGUGGGAAGAGGAAGGAAGGAAGAAAUAUUCAUUAAAAAACUAUUCGAAAUAUAAUUAAAGGAGCCUAAAGGGAUGAAGAAAAAGGGAGGAGGAAGGAGAAGGAGUGAUAAAAGAAAAGGAAAAAAGUCCUAUAAAUGUAAACUUUAAAAUGUCCACUAACAAGAAGAUAAAUGAAAAAGAAGGUCAAAGGAAAAUCAAAGCAGAAGAAAUCUGAAAGUUUAAAAUACUGCCUGAAGUAAAAUCACCGUUUAGUGAGAGGUGACAAACUCUCCUCUUUGUUUCCUUUGGGUUAGUUUUUCCCUACCUGGUCCUUUCCUUUUGUGUCCCCUGUUUGAUUUGCUGUAUUGUUUGCGCGACUGAAAGCAAGAUACAAAGUGGCCACAAAACAAAGCAAUGAAACAAAACAAACUGCUAAAAAAGAAAAAAGAAAUGUCAAACUAACAAAAGAAAAAACUUUAACAUCAAUGUUUUCACCUCAAAAUAGAAAAUGUAUUGGGAAAUCAGGCACGUCAUUGAGCCUAGAGUCUAAUAGCUGGAAUUUUCACAGCUGGUCAUCAUGCACCCAUGUCCUAUUUGGGAAAUUUUUUAAGCAGGCCAAUGUAAUUUACCCCCCUCAAACCAUAUAUUUCUGAAAGUCUGACACCCUAGGAUAUUUCAAAUGGUGGUAUUUUAAUACUUUCCAUGCACUAAUUCUACCACCAUUCUUUGUCAACCUUUUGGGUAGUCAUGUUUUUGUGUUAUUUUUCACACACAUUGUACUUUAGGCAUGGAUUCUUAGCUCCUGUUAUGUAUUACUACCAAAGAACACCCCAAUAUGUGUUCAGCAACAUCUCCUGAGUACAGUGACACCACCCAUGUACAAGUGUAUCGGGUUCUUUGGGGGCUAAAAGACCUUAUUUGGAGGUUGGGCAUUCCAGUUUUCCAACUUAGAAUUUUCACAGCUGGUCUUCAUACACCUGUAGCGGACUAGCCCCUGUACAAGAGUCCUCCCCAGUUUCAUGGAGGGGGUUGCUUGCUCGCCGCCUGCCCAGUGAUUAUGGUCCCUGGAAGAUGGGACCCUUUAAACACCAUGGCUGGGCUUAAUGGGAUUUUUGUAUGGCACUACUGGCCCUUUAAGAACCAGCCAAGGGCAUAUAAUAUAAUAUUGCAGAGACUUCGGACUAUAUAAAUUAUGCAGCACAGGACAUUGAGCUGUCUACCAAAAUUUGUGUAUUUUAAAAUGCUUUCAUGUAUUGCUAUUCCAUGAAUUCACCUUGUAUGCAGCAUUCGUCUGAUUGUUCGGUAAAAUCACUCCGUUUACUAUACAAGUGAAACUACCGAACAAUCAGACCACCCAAGGAAUAAGUGUGCCUCUCAUUACCGUUUGCAACAAUGUUGCAAACCCCUAAUUGACAAUUGGUACUUUGUUCUAUGGGUGGCCGCCAUUUGGGAGUUUUACACGUGGCGGCGGCCAUCUUAAUCUCCCGAACAGCGGUGUUUUGCCGUCGAGUGUCUGGAACUAAAAUCGGACACUCGACUAGGCAAACACUGCUGAGACCUCCAGACUUCCAUAAAUUCGUGCCUGUGACAGACCCAUCUGUAUGAACUAGAAUUGCUGUGUUCAUCUGUUUUGCCGUUUGUAUGAAUUUCCUCAUUCGUAUGCCUUGUUUAAGGGAAUGUAUUUUGUUUGUCGAACGGAACUACCGAACAGAUGGCCACCCAGAAGAGAAGUGUGCUGCUGGUUAACCUAUUGAUCCCAAUUAGAACGUUGCGGUUAACCACAGACACUUCUCAAUUAAAACAGAAUACAGGGUGGUCGUCGUUCGUAUGUCGACCACGAGGCAGCGGCCAUUUUAACUAUGCGAAAGACCAGCGGUGUUUGACGGUUAUUUUAUGGAACUAAAAACUGACACUUUUUCAACCGAACACCGCUGAAGCCGUCGACCUCCCCUUCUCAAUCGACAAAAGUAGGCGAAUACCGGCCGUUCGAGAGGUUUAAAGGCACGAAUGGACUUACCCCAGAUAGCCUUCCCAUGGAGUCAAUCGCAUACCCAAGAACUGUAAUAGACUUUGACUCCAUGGCGAUUGAACUAUGCGUAUGGGAUCUGAGCGCUAUUCGACAAUAAUAUGUACUCAGAUCCAGGCUAUCUGAGGAUGUGUUAUACGAAUGUAAUACGUUCGGCAGUUAUAAAGUUAUGUAUUUUAAUGUGUUUUGUAACUUAUAUUUAAAAUGGCGAUUUGUCUCUGUUCUGGGAGAUAAUUGAAUUACUUCUCAAUUAUCUCCCGAGCAGAGGGGAGGAAACUGUGAUGCAUGCUGGGAAUAUUGUGGGGUUGUAUGUCUAAAAGGUCCCCAUGUCCUUCUGUUAUUCCAGUCUCCCAUUUGGUACCCUAGGGGAUUGUCCACCAAGUGGGAGACCUGCAUAAAUACGGGCCGGUAGCCCACAGUAAACUCAGUUCGUGUUUUACCCUCAAAGCGGAGCUUGGUCUCGUUAUUGGGGGGAUUUUAUUACCGGCGACUAGAGACUGCUUACUGGAAUUAUUUGCCUCUUGGGAGAUAUUGGCGUUCGGCUAAUAUUGGCAAUUCGUGUAUUUGGAGCUCGUGAAGGGAAGGAGCCGUACAGGUACCGUUCAGGAGUUUGGAGUGUUCCCUGGCUGGCGGUUCGCAUGGUUAAACUGCAUACGCUACCAGACCACAUUAUUGCGAACGGGGAGCAUUCACUAAACGGCGGUUUGUACAUUUAUUACUGGAAGUACCGUAAUAGUGCCGAAACUACCGAACAAGUAGAAAGACUCAUCCGAACAAGGGGAUUCACAUGAAGGCAAGCAAGCCAUUUUAUUCUGUAUUUUCAUCUGUUUAUACUCACGAACCAAGACCGAGUAUGUUACUCACCCAGAUCAUGGCUACCAGGGGAUCCCCUAUUUAGGAGUGUACCCUAUGUAUUUGGGGUACAUCCAGGAACUAGGAAAUACUGUACAUGGAUUAAGUGGAUUAUGUGUCAUGCUGAGGGGAGGAGAUGUGUGGAAGGUAACAUGUAUUUUAUUGGUUACUGUAUUAAUUACUGUGGGUGUGUCCCUUGCAUGGGAGAAUUGCUUAAAAGCAGGCAUGUAAAAUUAAACCUCAGUUCAGUUCUGUUCCUAAUGCUGUGUGUCAUCCAGUUAUUGGGAAAGGUAAUGGGAUAUUCUUGGAUUGUAUUGCUGAUUGUGCUUGCUACGCUGUUGGAUUAUUCUAUUACUGUGGAUGUUUCUCCUGGGGUUACUACUUGUUCCUGAGCCACACCUGGACUACCAGCGGAAAUAGUCUGUGAGAGACCAGCGUUUCUCUACAGCACCCAUUCCUAAUUAGGACAUUUUUUAAGGCGGCCAAUGUAAUUUACCGCCAUCAGACCAUAUAUUUUUUUAAAGUAGACACCCUAGGGUAUUUCAAAUGGUGGUAUAUUAACACUUUCCAUGCACUAAAUCUACCACCAGUCUUUAUAAAACUUUUGGGUAGUUUUUUGUGUUAUUUUUCACACAUAUUGUACUUUAGGCAUUCAUUCCCAGUUCCUGUUAUGUGUUGCAUAAAAAAUGGCAUACCAUUUUUAAAUGAAGGCAACCCAGGGUAUUUAAAAUGGAGUAUGUCCAGUCGUUUGUAGUAGCCACUGGCCAAAGUUAGCGUUUUUAUUUGUUUUUUGCAUGUUUUUACACAAAAACUGCACUUUUACUGGAGAUUUAAUCGUCGUGAUAAGUUUUACUGAUUUAUAACACUCAUAUUUGUGUUCAGCGAACUCUCCCGAGUAUAAAAAUAGCCCACAUGUACAGGUUUUAUUGUGUUUUUUUUUUUUAUCAUUGCAAUUUAUUGUUUUACCUUCAGUUAAUACAUCUGCGAUAUUUCAGAUUAACAUUGUCACAUCCUUCAGUAUACAGUGUUAAACAGCAUUAAUACACGUGCUAUAUCAAACAUCCUUACAUACAUUAUAUCAUACAGUGUUCCAUAUAUUUUCCCCUGUGUUGUUGUGUACCAUAGUGACUGGCAAAUCUAUACCCAUCAAUCGCUACAGUUGUGGGGUAAAGGGUAGGGAGGGCGGUACCCUCUCUCCUGUCUGCGUAAGUGAGGUGUGAGGCCUUCUAUGUGUUCCCUGUUGUGGGGGAUACAGAGUUAGAAGUGGAUGUGAGAAAACUCGUAGCCGGAGUGGUAUGUUGGCAGAUGAGCGCAGUUAAUGUCUAUUCGUGGUGCGUACAUUUAAACUAAAAUAAGAGAAAAAACAUACAUGUCCAUGAGUAAAGGGUGCAAAAAUGCUCACAAUCCUAAGAGCUGUAGGACAGGAAAAAGACUGAGGGACGUUAUGCAGGGAUACUCCUUUUAAAGGUUUUGUUUUAUUCCUGUCCUAUCGGCUGUCAGGGGAGGAGCUAACUCACGUGUAUAUGCUGCCAUGAUUAGCCAGGAAAUAUCAUAUAUCUUAUUUUAAUAUACUAUAUCUACUUUGUGACCAUCUGCCUAAAUUUAAGCAAUUUUGUAUCUUUUUCUUUUUUUUUUACUUUUCCUGCCUUUCAUUUUACUAUAAAAAAACAGAAACAAAAAAGCAAAAAAUAUAAAAGAAAAUAAAGACUAUACACAGAUACAUAUAUACAUUUGUUUCUCUUCUAGGAAGACAGGAAAGAAGACAGGGAAAAAAAAAGAUCAAAUACCUUAGUAAAUCUAACUGAUACCAUAAGUCUUGAUAUAUAUUUAAUUAUUUUCAUUACCUAUCUCUUCUACCCUUAUUAAUCUAUAUUAUGACAGUGUUCCCGUGUUCAUAAAAAUUAUCAUUUUCAACUAGAUAGGGAAAUUACUUAUUCCUCUCUUCUCUUCUUUCCCCCUCGCCCCCCUCCCCCCCCUCUCUCCCAGAAUGUUUUAAUUUAUGCAUUAUUAUUAUUUUUACUUUAUGCAUAUUAUAAGUUCAAAGGCGAGAAAGAAAGGUUAACAAUGAAGGAGGGUUAAAGUCAGGAGAAUAAAAGAAUUGGAUACAAAUGAUAUAAUUUCUUAAAAUGUUAGUGUUAUUUUUUAUUAUUUCCUUUUUUUUUUUUACACUAAUAAGGCACUAUACACCUAACACCAUAUUUAAAGAUUUUAAAUUGAAUAAAUAGAUAUAGGUAUAAAACAUAAAAAAUACAAUAAUGGAAAAAGAAAGGGGUAUAAGGACAAAGAGAAGGUAAAUAAUAAGACACAUAUUCACAUAAAUAAUACAUUUUACAUAGAUUCACAUUGAAUAGGUAUAUAGAAGUAUACAUAUACUUAUCUUUAUUAAACUAUAUAUAUGUAUUUCAAAGUAAUGGAUUCACAGAUAUGGCCUUUUUUAUGUAUAUUUAUAUUAUUACAUUUUUAUUAAUUAUAUUAUAAGUAUUUAUUUAUGAUUUUUCUUUUCUUUUUUUCUUUCACCAAGAAGGUUUUUGAAUUAGUAUAAAGGUAAUAUGUAACACUAUGGUUAGAAAUUAUCACAUUAAACAAAUGAAUACACAUAAAAUAUGAUAAGAAAGAGGAAAGAGGCACAAAGAUAAAAAGAUUGCACUUAAGAUGUCACAUACUCACACUAAUAAUAAUUUUAUAUUUAAUUUAAAACAAUGUCCUCAUACAGAUAUAUGUGUGUGUGUGUGUGUGUGUGUGUGUGUGUGUGUGUGUGUGUGUGUGUGUGUGUGUGUGUGUGUGUGUAUUUUAUUUUUGUUUUUUCCUUUCACAUGUUUGAUGCUUAACUAAUUUUAUCUAUAAGGAGGAGAGAGGAAAAGUAAAAUAAUACAUACAGUAAAAAGUUCUGGGGGAGAGGAGGAGAGGAGCAGGGGAAAGAAGAGAAGAGAGGAAUAAGUCAUUUCCCUAUCAAGUUGAAAAUUAUAAUUAUUAUGGAUACGGGAACACUGUCAUAAUAUAGAUCAGUAAGGGUACAAGAAAUAGGUAAUGAAAAUAAUUAAAUAUAUAUCAAUACUUAUGGUAUCUGUUAGAUUUACUAAGGUAUAUGAUCUUUUUUUUUUCCUGUCUUCUCUCUUUAUUCUCUCCUAGAAGAGAAACGUAUGUAGAGAUGUAUAUAGGUAUAUAUGAAACCAAGAGGGCUGCAUUUCAUUUAUAUAUUUGGGUGUCCAGGCCAACUCCUUGGUUUUGCACCCCUCCCUGUCACAGGUGCCUCAUUCCAGGACCCUAUUUAGCCUUGACUUGCAGAGAGUCCCAGUAAGGAAGUAUUUCCCAAGUAAGUGGAUUAAUCUCAUAAGGGCCAGCAUUAGGCUGCUAGAGUAGGACCUGCCAAGAAUGGGCUACAUUGACGUUGUGGCAGGCUUAUGCAAUAUAUGAUCAUAUAAUGUAACUAAACCCCCAUUAUUUUUGCCUAGGUGAGGUGUUUUUAAAUAAAACUAUUACAAUCUCUAAGAUUUAAAGUCAUUGUUUAGUGAAUAAGCGAGUGCACUUUAUUUUGUAUUUUGUAUGUAUAUAUAUAUAUGUGUGUGUGUAUACAUGUGUAUAUAUGUGUGUGUGUAUAGUCUUAAUUUUUAUUUGUUUGUGUACAGAAAAACUAUAGAUAAUGCUCUUCAAUAAUUAUAUAUAUACAAGUACAAAUAUACAAUAGCCGAUUCACACUCCAGGGGGAGUCUCCCUCACCUCCUGUAAUAGAUAUAAAAAGUAAAGGGUUAUAUACGCCAAGGUUUGAACAAACUUCUCACCUGUGGCAUAUAUUAUAAUGAAGCACUGGAAAUAGUAAGUGAAAUAGAUAAUAAUGUUGACUUACAUCCAAUUUUCACGUGGGGUAUUAAUUUAACAUAUUUAACAUUAAUUUAACAAAAAAGGGGGAGAGAGAAAAUAUAACACAGCAUAAAUCUGUAGAGAAUUUUUUUCAAAGGUAAUAGGAUUGAAUAAUAUCAACUCACAUUGAAAAGAGCCUCUGAUAGGACAGGCUCAAAUCACAGAUGCUUCUGUGCCGCCUGGUGGCACUUUACCCUUUAAUAAUGUGGAAAGUUGCCCUCAGAGAAAAACAUAAAAACGGAAAACCUCUAUGUUGAAGUAUCUAAUAUCCAUAUGGUGUUGGCAAUUUGAAAAGCAGACCAAUUGUCCUGAUGGUGAGACACAAAACAACGGAGGUAUUGCUCCAGAGACUGGUUGGCACGUUCAGCAGCCCCAUUAGACUGGGGAUGAUAAGCGGAAGAAAAUGAGAGAGAAAUACCCAUUUCUGAACAAAAGGCCCUCCAGAACCUGGAAAUAAAUUGGCUACCCCUAUCGGAUACAAUAGAUACGGGAAUCCCAUGUAAUCGAAAUACUUCUCUAGCGAAGAUAUGAGCCAGUUCCUUGGAUGUGGGCAACUUGUGAAGAGACACGAAGUGAGCCAUUUUGGAGAACCGAUCCACUAUCAUCAGGAUUACUGUGUUACCAUUUGAAGGGGGUAAUUCAACAAUAAAAUCCAUGGACAGGUUAGACCAAGGUCUCUCGGGAACGGGUAACGGAUGCAACAGCCCACAAGGAACUCUACGGGAGGAUUUCAUACAGGCACAAGUAGUACAAGCACUUAUAUAGUCAGUGACAUCCUUUCGUAAGGAAUCCCACCAAAAAUACCGAGAAACAGCUGACACCGUUUUGGAAAUACCAGGAUGUCCAGCAGUCUUAGUAUCAUGAUAUAAUGACAUAAUAUCCCGUCUCUCAGGAACAUCAACGAACAGUUUAUCAUUAGGCCUCUCGCUAGGUGCCAUGCUUUGUUUCGCUUGUAUGGCCUGCAAGAGGGACGAGGAAAUAGACAAAAUAGUAGUAGCUAUUAUCCUGUCUGGGGGAAUGACAGGAGUAACAUCAAUCUCCUGUUUGUCAGUAGUUUCGAACUGUCUGGACAGAGCGUCUGCUUUAGUGUUGCGAUCACCUGGCCUAUAGGUGAUAAUAAAAUUGAAACGGGACAAAAAUAGUGACCACCUAGCCUGCCUGGAAGACAAUCUUUUGGCUUCGCUAAGGUAGGAUAGGUUCUUGUGAUCCGUAAAAAUGAGGAUAGGAUCCUUAGUUCCUUCUAACAAAUGUCUCCACUCUUUAAGUGCUAAAAUAAUAGCAAGGAGUUCGCGAUUACCCACAUCAUAAUUUUUCUCUGCUUUGGACAUUUGUUUAGAAAAGAAGCCGCAUGGAUGCAAUGGCUUUUCAGGCGACUCUCUUUGGGAUAAGACAGCACCUACCCCAAUAUCCGAAGCAUCAACUUCAAGAAUAUAGGGCAGUGAGGGGACAGGAUGCUGUAAAAUAGGUGCAGAGGCGAACGUAGUUUUAAGAAAUUCAAAAGCCUGAAGUGCCUCGGUAGACCAAACACGAGUAUUGCCAUCCUUUUUAGUCAUACGGGUAAUAGGUGCUACAAUGGACGAGAAACCUUUGAUAAAACGUCUAUAAUAAUUGGAGAACCCAAGAAAACGCUGAAUAGCUUUCAGACCUUGCGGUAGAGGCCAUUCUAUUACAGCAGCAAGUUUCUGGGGAUCCAUACGAAAACCUUUAGCGGAAAUCAAAUACCCCAAGAACUGGACUUCGGUUUGGUCAAACAGACAUUUUUCUAGCUUGCAAUAAAGACCAUUAGCAAGAAGGGUCUUCAAAACUGUCGUAACAUGUCUGUGAUGAGUGUGUACCGUAUUUUUCGCUCCAUAAGACGCACCUCACCAUAAGACGCACCUAGUUUUUAGAGGAGGAAACCCAGAAAAAAAAAUAUUCUGAACAAACUGUUCCAUAGUGUUUCUUACCAUGGGACAGUUUGUUCAGAAUAUUUUUUUUUCUCCCCUGUCCCAUAAUGAUCUUUAACCCCCCUUUCCUCUGUCCCAUAGUGAUUGUUAACCCCUCCUACCCUGUCCCAUAGUGAUUGUUAACCCCUCCUACCCUGUCCCAUAGUGAUUGUUAACCCCUCCUACCCUGUCCCAUAGUGUUCUUUAACUCCUCCUCCCCUUGUCCAUUAGUGUUCUGAUCCCAUAGUGUCCCCCCUCCCAUUGUCCCAUAGUGCACUUUCCCUCCCAUAGUGUCCCCCCUGCCCCCAUAGUGUCUCCCAUAGUGUCUCCCCCAUAGUGUCUCCCCCUCCCCUUGUCCCAUAGUGUCCCCCCCUCCCUUGUCCCAUAGUGUCUCCCCCUCCCCUUGUCCCAUAGUGUCCCCCCUCCCCUUGUCCCAUAGUGUCCCCCUCCCCCUUGUCCCAUAGUGUCUCCCCUCCCUUUCUCCCAUAGUGUCUCCUCCCCUCCCCUUGUCCCAUAGUGUCUCCUCCCCUCCCCUUGUCCCAUAGUCUCCUCCCCUCCCUUUCUCCCAUAGUCUCUCCCCUCCCUUUCUCCCAUAGUGUCCCAUCCCCUUGUCCCAUAGUGUCUCCCCCUCCCCUUGUCCCAUAAUUACUUACCUGUCUUGGAGCGUGGGCCGGCUUCACAGCGCGCUCCGCGGUCCAGGAACUUCUAUUUCAGGUUCCGGUUUCCGGCGGGACUGAAAGGAAGUGUGCACACUUCCUUUCAGUCCCGCCGGAAACCGGAACCUGAAAUAGAAGUUCCUGGACCGCGGAGCGCGCUGUGAAGCCGGCCCACGCUCCAAGACAGGUAAGUAAUUCUUCACAUUCGCUCCAUAAGACGCACAGACAUUUCCCCUCACUUUUGAGGGGAAAAAAAGUGCGUCUUAUGGAGCGAAAAAUACGGUAUAUCUGUAGAAUAUAUUAAAAUGUCGUCCAAGUAUACGAUAACAAAUGUGUGAAUAAAAUCUCUUAAGACAUCAUUAAUAAAUUCUUGGAAUACUGCUGGGGCAUUGCAAAGCCCAAAUGGCAUAACAGUGUAUUUGUAAUGACCGGAUCUAGUGUUGAAUGCAGUCUUCCAUUCGUGAUUUUCCUUUAUACGUAUCAAAUUGUAUGCAUUCCUAAGGUCUAAUUUAGUGAACACAGUGGCAUGUUUCAGCCUGUCAAAUAAUUCUGUAAUUAAAGGUAUAGGGUAUGCAUUUUUGAUAGUGAUUUUGUUUAGACCUCUAUAAUCUAUACACGGUCUUAAAUCACCUUCUUUCUUCGAUACAAAGAAGAACCCUGCUCCAGCUGGAGAAGAGGAUCUCCUAAUAAACCCCUUUUCUAGUGAUUCCUUAAUAUACUCCUCCAUGGCACGGUUUUCUUGAACCGAUAAGGGGUACACCCUGCCCUUUGGAGGUAUAGUGCCAGGCAACAAGUCAAUAGCGCAAUCAUAGGGUCUGUGAGGCGGUAAUUUCUCAGCCUCCCUUUUAUCGAAAACAGUCUUUAGAGAUAAAUACUGAGGGGGUAUAACCGUAGACAAAGGAGGACUGGUAGGUACCUCAAUAGAAUUCAAAGGUGUGACUUCCAACGUACAAGACUCGUGGCAGGUCUCACUCCAUGAUUUUAUUUGCCCUGUCUCCCAGUCAAAAAUGGGAUUGUGAGCACGUAACCAUGGAUACCCUAAUACUAACUGUGAAGAGGGAGAGGUGAUGACCUGGAAUCGAAUGGUUUCAUAGUGUAAAACCCCUGUGUACAUGUGUAAUGGUACAGUCUCAUGAGUAACAACUGGAGAACUUAAUGGUCUACCAUCUAUGGCCUCAACGGCCAAGGGUAUCUCCUUCUCUCUGAUGGGAAUGUUGUUUCUCUUUAUAAAGCCAGAGUCUAUAAAAUUUUCAGCUGCCCCAGAGUCAACCAGAGCAUAUAUGUUGUCAACUAUACAAAUCUCUCCCAUAUAUAAAGAAACCGGGAGAAGCAAGCGGUUAGGAGGCAAUUUAGGAGACUUAGAUAUCACACCCAAGGCCAGUCCCCUAUAAGGUCUUAGGUGCGAGAGUUUUCCGGGAGUAAAGGACAUUCCUUUACCAUAUGGUCUCUCCUACCACAGUAUAGGCAGAGUCCCUCCCUUCUCCUAUGUAAUUUCUCAGUAUCAGAGAGUUUGGCAACCCCUAAUUGCAUAGGUUCCUCCUCAGACACUUUAACACUCUCUGGUAUAUUAACUCUGGGGUUAAUGGGUGUAACAAAACGUCUAUUCCUGUUCUUGGUAUAGAGCCUGUCACGAAUUCUAUUAUCUAUAUCAAUGAGGUAAUCGAUAAGGUCCUCUAAGGCAAUAGGAAGCUCCUUAGCUGCUACCUCAUCCAAUAUCGUAUCUGACAAACCUUCCAUAAAGGCAGUAGUUAACCCAUUGUUGGUCCAAUCUACCUGCGAAGCAAGAGUGCGAAACUGAAUAGCAUAAUCAGCCACAGACCUAGAACCCUGUUUAAUUCUCAUUAAUGCUCUCGCGGCAUUCUUUGACCUUUUCAUUGUGUCAAAAGUUCUACGAAAAGCCGUAAGAAAACUGUUGAAAUCAUGUACCAUAGGUCCAUUAGCUUCCCAAAUAGGAUUUGCCCACUCAAGUGCCUUAUCGGUAAGUUGGUGCAUAAAGAACCCAACCUUAGACCUCUCUGUGGGAAAUGAACGUGGAUACAUUUCGAAGUGGAAUUCAAUUUGAUUAAUAAACCCUCUGCAAGUCUUAGAGUCCCCUCCAUACCUAGGAGGAGGUGUUAAAUGGGCCGAAGUAUUAGGCAAAGUAGAUACUUCAGGGAGAAGGGGCGUAGGAGGGUUAGGUGUGGUUGCUGGAACGGUUCUAGCUAGGAGCGUCUGGAGAGCCUGAGCUAUCUGAUCCAUACGGUGAUCCUGCUCUACAAAUCUUGCCUCAUGGGACGCCAUCUGUUGAGCUAAAUCUGCGGGGUCCAUGGCCCUAUCGUAAUGUAACGAGAAUAUACCCCUACACGCAGGAUCCAGCUAAACAGAGGCAAAUACAGAGGAGAGAUACGUCUACCGGACCUUAGAAUGGCCGGACUCGACGUAUAUGAGAGGAGACAGAGCCAGGAACAAACCGAGGUCAAGGGCACAGAGAGACAGCGUAAACUAGGACAAGCCGGGUCUGGUACACGGAAAACAGCAAGCCGGCAAACAGUACAGAUAAGGAUAAAGCGAAAACGAAGUCAGAAUACGAAGCCAAAGUCAAUACGAGAAAACACAACUGAACACCACAAGCGCUAAAGGGAACUGAAACAGAAACCACGAUAGGGCAACGAGCUAAGGGAAAAAGGUAAGUUUAAAUAGCUUUUAAACGAAAGUGAUUGGCUCCUGUCACUUCCACACCCCCUAUAGGUAAUUGUACAGGGAGUGUGGUAUGACAGGAGCCAAUGGGAGCCUUUUGGCAAUUAGGCUCCCACUGUCUCUUUAAGAGCGCGCCCGAGACUCGCGGCGCGCUCUUAGUUUCAGGCGGGACACGUGACCGCUUCACGCGGUCACUGCCCGCCUUCCAUCUAAAGCAGUCGGAUGAGCCGCGCGCGGCUCGUGCAGCCGCAGGACCGCGCGCGGCUUGAAGAGAGGACCGCGACCGGCCCCCGGUUAAGGUAAGUAACGCUACACAUGCUUCAUUUGGUCACAAAGGACUUCGGUCUAUCUUUUGAACCACUGGACCAAUUUGGAUGAUUUUGACAUAUGUUUGUAUUUGGAGUAUACUGAUUCUGAAAAUGUAAGUUUAUGUGAAUGUGAUGCAUACUUUUCAAGUUAUAAAUAAUAUGGAAAAACUGUAUUUCUCCUCUUGUAAUAAUUACAUUACCCAUUGUGUAAGGUAAUUGUAUCACAGGCAGAGGGGAGGAUUUUGUGUGGGAGUGUCUGAGUGUAUUGUACAUGUUUAUUGGUUGUUUUCCAAAACCCUGUGGGUGGUACUAAUGUGUAAGAAUGUGUACAUAAGAACAAUAAACCCACAGCUCUGUCUGUUCACUGCUUGACCCUCAACACGGAGCUUUGUCUCAUUCUUGGGGGGAUUUAUUGUAUGCUGUUCCAGUUUGACUGCUAGGAGUGUAAACCUAUUCGUAUGUUUUUUCCUAUUCGGCUGUUUACAGCAUUCGUAUGGUUCCGGUUCAGCUGUUUACAGCAUUCAGGUGCUUCUCCGGUUCGGUGGAUUGGUGUCUACAGUAGCUGCCUGUAUAUCUGGAAGGGAAUAUCCUCUAAACGGCUGUUAACCCCUUUUAUGCCUGGGGGUGCCGUUACACUGAUAAAGUUUGAAAAUAACACUUUGCGCUAUUACUUAGAGGCAAAGUCCAGAUAGGUGUCAUGGAGGUUGGUGUGAAUCAGGAUGGCAGGAUAGUAGCAUAGAUUAGACUAGUUUGGAGCAGGUUGGUAUAAGGUCGGUUGGCAGGCUAAAGCAGGAUAGAAACGUAGGUUAUGCUGGUUUGCAGCAGGUUGGUAUAAAGAUAGUUGGCAGGCAUGGGCGUCCGCAGGAAUAUUUUUUGGGGGGUCAUAAUUGUAAUGACAUCCAUGGUCGGCCCCAUUUUGACAGUGUCAUGAAGGGGAGGGGCAUAGUCAUUAGCACAUAAAGUGCAAGCAGGCAAAGAGUUAAGAAACCUGAUGGAAAAUCUUAUUAGAAGAAUCAAGUUGACAUUGUCUGAUUUAAGUAUUGCAAUGUCUAAUCUGUUUUAAUAUUAACACUAUUCAAUGCAUCCUAUUAGUCAUACAACCAUGAUCAAGGCACUAUCACUGAAUUAUAAAAAUAAAAGUGUGUAAUCUACAUUUCGUGUUACAUUUGGCCACAGCAAAAUGCACAGCACCAGAUUGCACCCACAGCACUUUUCACUUGACAGCAACAGAUUGCACCCACAGUGCCAGAUUUCACUUUCAACAGUCCCAGACUGCAAACAACGCUAUUGCCACAUCAUAAGAAGUGGUGUUAUCAGAAUCUGUUCAGAUGUUUAAACAGCAACUUGAUGCAUACUUGCAAAACAUAAUAUUCAAAUAUGUAAUUUUUCAAUGCAGGGUAAAUGCUUCUUGAUCCAAGGAUAAAUUUGACUGCCAUUCUGGGGUCAAGAGGGAAUUUUUUUCCUAGUUUAUUGCAAAUUUGGAGGUGCUUUAAACUGGGUUUUUUUGCCUUCUUUUGGAUCAACAAAAAAACAAAUGUGAGGAAGGUUGAACUUGAUGGACACAUGUCUCUUUUCAGCCUAUGUAACUAUGUGCCUAACUAUGUAACUAUGUAUUCCCUCCGACUACAUCUGACAAGUCCACUUCCUAGCUGCCACAAGGGACCCUGGAACGCUUUAGCCCCAGUUGACUGGGGUCUCUCCCUAACUUUUCCACCAGACCCUACUUCAGUUCUGUUCUUCUGGGCAAGCACCCUCAUGCUUCUUCAGUUUUUCAGACAUCAACAGCUCUGCUUAUAGUGAUUGCUCCUGUCUUUACAAAGACACAUGCGGCCCCUAGGCCUAUCUCUAUUUUUUAUUUGUCCUGGACUAGAGGGAUUGUGUAGCCAGCCAACAGGUCCCUAGACUCUGUUACUGGGAUACCUAAAAAUACACAAAAAUACACAAAGGACACACAGUUCCAAAAAGAAGUAACAUACAAUUAUUUAUUUUCGACAAGGACUAAAGUAAAGGACUAGUUUUUAAACAUGUGCUGACAAACAUUUAAAAUACAAAUAUAUAGAACAUUGGAGAACGAGCAACUAUAAUUAAUACAUGACCUAAAUAAUACAAAUAACAUUUUCAAUCACGCUAAAACUAAAUUUUAUAUAUAUAUAUAUAUAUUUAUAUAUAUAUAUAUAACUGUUUAUUUGGUUGCCUUUUUUUGCAUACCAGCAUUAUACAGAUGUACAAACUUCCAUUCAGCCACCAGAGGGUGCUGUAGAGUUAUCCAGUAACAAUGAAUCAUUUGUUUUUCAACAGCUAUCAUCACAUGCCUUUCCGGGGCUUUUGGGACCAGGUCUAUAGUCUGUGGGCAAGAGGAUGGCCUUCAAGCCUCUACAAAAGGCUAUGGCAUGGGAGCUUCUGUCACACUUUCCUUAGCCACCUGGGAAGUGGCUUAACAGCUAUCCAUCCAUUUCUUGUCUUCUUCAUUAGCUUUGACAUCAUGGUCUUGACAAUAUGUAUUUUUUUCUGUGUUAAUUGGCAUUCUUUAAAAUUGAAUUGGUUCUUGUAUGUUUACAUUUUGGAAAUAUUGAUUGUGAUAUGUGUUAUAAGAUUUAUGAUAAAAUUGUUUAAAGCUGUACUGUUAGUUUCUUGCAGCUGUGGACUUUGUAUUUAUACAUUUAUCUGUGUUUAUAUGUGUUGAAAAUAAAUUUGUAACACAUUUCUAAAUGAUUUGCAAUUAUGUAUUUAUUUUGGUUGGGGAAUCUGCUGUGCUUCUUACUGAAUUAGGUUGUAUUUCUAUAUGUUUUGUCAUUUUAUUUUAUGAGAUUUGGGGGUGGGGGUUGUAACAUUUUACAUUCGUAAUAAUGUAUCAGUUAUUCCUCUAUUCAGAUUUAUUGGCUAUUUAAUUUGUCUGUACAAACUAACAAUUAAUUUGUAAUAUCUAUUUUCAUCUAUGUGUGUGGUUCCUCUUACCUUGAGUAUUGGGUAGUGUUAUUAGUGUCUUUGUUUUUCUUAAUUACUAUGUUUUAGUUAGUUAAUUAGUGUUUUUUUAAUUUUUGCUUAUAUGGUUUUGUAUCUUUUAUAACGCCAAAAAUAAGGGUUUUAUGUAUUUUUUUUAAAGUAACACAAUUUAGCAAUAAUUAUCCAUGUAUUGUUCAACUGGGCCUCUGGACAGUCAAGCCUCAUUCCUCUGAUGGUGAGAUAAGUAUUUCAUUUAUAUUAUCUUUUUAUUUACUUUAGUGGAUAUGACCAGUUUUCUGUGGAUUAUUUGACAUUAUGAAUUCAAUCAUUUUGUUGGAUUUUCAAAUGGUCUCAUGUUUUUAACCUACUUUUAAUGUGAAUUAAUUGUGAAAAAUAUUUUGUAAUAUUCUGUUAUUUUUUUAUAUAUUGGUGUUUUUUUAUAUAUUUUUUUGUUUUAUUCUUUUAUGAACAAAAGCAAUGUUACAAAAGACUGGAAAUCACUAUGUUACUGUUUUAACCCACCAAUUGAUACUGUUUGCCACUGCAUAAGUUAAGCAGAAAACCACGAAUGGAUUGCGCGAACCCUUAUGAAAGCUCCAUUCGUGGUACGAACGGGGGACCCCCCAGAAACUGGCGUGUGCCGCCACUUAACCCCGUCACCCCGCAAACUACCGAACGGUCGACCACCCGGCCCUCGGAGUAUGGCAGCCAUUAACCACCCAGGUGUCUGCGGUUUGCGGUUAACCACAACGUAAUUGGUAGGCCUGGGGGCAUCGACGUUCGCACCCAAAGUACCCAAGGGAAAAUACCGAACUAUCAACCGAACGACGACCCCCUACAGCGGGUCGCGUGGCGCUCGUUAACUUGUGGUUUCUGCGGUUAACCGCAGGUCAAGUACCCUGCUCCCAGGUGGUCCUCAUUCCCUUACCGAACGAGCCCACUACCAGACAGACAGCGGGACUUCGCAUGAACUGAUCCCGAGUUUAGUUCCACGAGUUAGACACGAAGUCCCGCUGCUCGCUAAACCAGCAGAAAACAUGGCCGCCAACAAAGACUAACAACCUCAAAAUGCCGAACGGACUUUAUAUGGCAGAAACAGUACAUUCUGUUUGUGGGGUUAGAGCGCCAUUCGCCUGUUUUAUAUACACGAACGCGAGCCUUCAGAUGAAGGGUAGAAUGAGCGGUUUUCAUGUAUUAAUAUAAAAGUUAUGGAUUUUUAUGCAGUUUUCUGGGACAUAAUAAAACGUGGUCUUUUGUGCGCUUGAAGAUAAUUAGAUUGUAUAACCGUUGGCCUCAUUAUCUCCAAGCUGGGCGGGUACUGAUUCAAAUAAUACACUGUACUGUGAUUGGAUAUUUGUCUGUACUGUACCUGUAUUCCAUCAGGUCCACAGGGGGCUGUCCUUGGACCUGAGGAAUCACAUAAAUUGCCAUGCUAUGUGCCAGUAAAGCCAGUUCGUUUUGACCCUCAACUUGCAGCCUCGACUCAUGUUGUAGGGAUCCGGGAUAUUGAUGCUUAUAUCGUGCUUGGGGAUAUUCUACAUUUGCAGUUUACUACCGAAAGACCUCCGUUCGACUCUCUGCAGCGGGAACCAGGACAUCCAAGCGAUCAACCCUCCUGCUAGACCGGGGGCAAUCGUAACAAGCAAUAUGUCCACAAGUAGUGAUUUUUGUAAAAUAUGUUCUAUAAAGGGGAAAAAAACAUAAAACUAUUUUGUUACUGGUAGUAAAAAUAUUAAAGAGCAACUUAGCUGUUGGCUAUUCUUCCACUCUCUCUUCCAUUCAUUUAUCCUCAGACACAUACUUACUCUCUUGUUGCACAUUCUUCCAUCUCAAUCUCUCCGGCUGCGUUAGGCUUUAAACUAGUGCAAUCGCAACUUUCUCUCAGCAUCUUGUACGGCUUUCUUAUGGCUCUUCCCACCCGUGUUUGCUUCCCUCUCUUCACAUUCAUUUCCACACUCAAUUGACAUGUGGUCAUCAUUCUCUGGCAUUCCGCUCCAGCCAGAUUAGUUUUGGUGGUUUUCUCUCUGCUUCGGGCCCCUGCUUUCUGCCCUGAGGGAUCCUGAUGUGGUGGUUCUCCACAUGGACUGUGGGGUAUUUUCUAGAUUGGGCUAGGAUAGCCGUUUUUACCGAGACAUCCCUGGUGACCGCUAUGAUUUGGAGUUUUUUAAUGUCUACUUUGGUGGAAGGUUAGGCAUCAGAGUCAGAUUCUACCAGAUUCUACCUUCUGGUGUAUUUCACUUGAAGUCCACGGGACCCUGAUUCUUUCUUCAUCCUGUGACACUUCGGAGUCACUUGAGCCUCGCGGCCCUUUAGACGCCAUCUUGUGUUGUGGCCUGUCAAAGGACCAGCGAAUGACUGGUAAGUGGGAGCUCUCUGAGUGGCCCAACUUGUGAUUUUUUUCACCCCAGGUCACUGCUGGGGGGUCAAAGUCUCAGUUGUUGUGGUUACUCAGGAUUUGGGGCUGUUUUCGUGGUAAUUUGCUCGAUAUUUUGGUGGUGGGAGCCUAGUUAGGAGCCUAGUUAGGAUCACAGCUAGCCACGCCCCCAUUUGAUAUUUUAACAUUUUGAAAAAGAUAUUUUAAAAGUUUUAAAGAUAUUAACUCAUUUUAAAAGCAUAUGAAACAAUAUUAAAUCAAUGCCAAUGUUACCACAUUUAAAAAAAAUAUUUUACCAGUAAAGUUGCGUUUAUAUUUCUCUCAUUUUCAAGUAUGGCAUACUUAGUUCUUCAUGAUAUGGAAUGAUAGGUAUGGAACAAAGAUAGGACUUGAUAGUGUAGUAUGCUAUGGUCAAAAAGGAGUAGAAUAAAGAAAUGCACUUACUACACUAUAUUGGUGCCUAAUUUAGCUCCACUUAGCUCCUAAUUAAGCUUCAAACAGAGCUCUUAUUAAGCUCCACUUAAUGCGCUUGAGUGGUACAUCCCCACUUAUGAGUAUUCUGAAAGAUAUGUAAUGAAUCACACAGAAAAAAAAAAUACACCAAUAUAGUUUAGUAUAUCUGGUAAAUGAGUACUGGGUCAGUAAGUAAAUCAAAAUGCACUCACAUAUUCCAGAUCCUGAGCACUGAUUAACUAGAGCCAUUUGGAAGCUCUGGAAUAUGUCAGUACAUUUUCAUUUGAAUUCUAGCAGUCACAGUUGCACUAUUUGUAUUUAUAUUCCUGUUUUACAUGUUAUAACAGAAUACAUAGCACCAACAAAUUAUAGAGGAAAGUAUACUAAAUUAUUAGUACUCCAUUCAUAUAUUGUUUUGGAUGUUCCACUGUAACAAUUUAUUUUUGCGUAUUUUAUAUCGGGUGGGGUUUAUGGUAGUUAUACUUACAUGAGUGCAAUAGCAGCUUGUACACUUAUUUGUUAGAUUAUUGUUAUAAGCAUCUCUGUUUCACACUUUCAUCAUUUGUUUUGAUAUUUAUUUAUAAUUUAUAUUGUAAUUAAUUCCCUGAAGAUUGUAGUUUGGGAUUUACACAGAAUACAUUUGUACAUUUAUAGGAGAGAUGCAUAUGUACAUUUCCAUCUGGGUUAAUCAUUAUAUUAAUCAGAGAUAAAAGGAAACACUUGAUUAUUUAAGAUCAGACUUUGCCAGGUUGAUCUGGGUUUGUUAGAUUAAAUACAGCAAUGUCUAAAUGAGCUCUAGAAGCCCAUUAGACACAAAAAGGUCCCUUGUAAUAUGUAAAAGAUAUAAAGAAAAAGCACAACUUUAUUGCAAAACAGAAAAGAAAAACUUACAUAACUAAAAGAGACAAAUGAAAAAAAUAAAUAAAAAACACCCUAUAAAAAGCCAAAAUGGUUCGAAAGCUGAAGGGGAGGUAAUUCUAAAUCCUACCUCAAUGUUGCUUUUAAUACAACCUAGCCCAGUGGCCUAAUGGAUAAGGCAUCAGCCUCCGGAGCUGGGGAUUGUGGGUUCAAGUCCCACCUGGGUUGAUAUGUUUUUACCACAACAAGAGGACAUAGUCUUAAAUUAGAGGUACAAAGGUUUAAAAAUAAUAUCAGGAAGUAUUACUUUACUGAGAGGGUAGUGGAUGCAUGGAAUAGCCUUCCAGCUGAAGUGGUAGAGGUUAACACAGUAAAGGAGUUUAAGCAUGCGUGGGAUAGGCAUAAGGCUAUCCUAACUAUAAGAUAAGGCUAGGGACUAAUGAAAGUAUUUAGAAAAUUGGGCAGACUAGAUGGGCUGAAUGGUUCUUAUCUGCCGUCACAUUCUAUGUUUCUAUGUUUCUAGCGUCUCUCCCAAGAACCACAAGCUACAUUGAGACAUUGUCGUAUUUAGUCUUACUUAUUAAUGUGGGUUAACCCCAUAAGUGAUUUCCUUAGCAUACCAUUUAGUUUAUUUAUAUUUUCUGUUCACACCUUUGCCUUUCUCCACUUUUCAGGCUGCAAAUUUCUAGAAUAAAUCCUUGUUUGUUUAAUAUUAUAAAGGAUUAUAAAAGAAAUUAGAGAUACAACAAAAGUUACAUAGUUUCUACUAACUGCCCUGUCAGAUAAUCUAUGAUGAAGGGAAAGGAAAAGAGAAAGAAACGAUUAGUAAAGUAAUGGUGGAAACAAAGAAGAAAAGAAGGGUGAAGGAGACGGGGGGGGGGAAAUGGUGCCUUAAGCACAUACAAUAAUGUGGAGAUCUAGAAGGCAGUUAAAAAGUCCAAAAAGAAGGAAAUUUACAAACUAAAAAAGAGUAAUAUUAUUUACUGAGCACAAGUCACCAUAGAAACAACUGAUGGGGCAAGUCAAGACUCUUACCACUAAUAGUAAUUGAGAAUGCAAUUUAUAGGACCUAGAUUGGUGGUCCAGAACUGGACUAAAAUAUGUAUUGCUAGUUUGUUUUUGUUUUGUAGGAAAGGCUCUGGGUAUGUUAUAUUAUUGUUGAGUAUUCAGUUUGAUUUGGUGAUUUAUCAUUUAUGUUGUAACAAAAUAGGGAUUAUAUAUUUUGAAAACGGGAAAGGCAUACUGGAUACAAUUUAAAAAAUCAUGUUUUUUCCACCCUCCUUUCGCUCUUUCUAUUUCUCUAUACAUGAACAGAGUUACCAAAGAGACACAUGUCCAUGCAUAUUAUGGUUAAGAUACUCAUCCCCAGGGCUAAUCGAGACUGUAUUUUACAGGACUCCAAUAGUUGGUCCAGUUUUGGACUAAUAUAUCCACUGUUAACCUUAUUAGGAAAUAUUUUAUGUGUAUGUUUUAUUACUGUUCGGUUCUUUGUGAUAGUGAUUUGUGAUGGUUAUUUGGAGUUAUUUGUGUCCUUUUUUCUCUCUCUCUCUCGCUCUCCUCAUCCUUACAGUUCCCCCUCUUACUUGCCACCUGCUAAAAUUGCAAUGACCUUUCUUGUGGAAAUAUUAAGAGUAUUUGAAAUUAUUUAAUGGGGGGGGGAGGGGAGAGGCGGCUGGCUAGCAUGGUGUAUGGCUGUGUUCUUAAUGAAUUCCUCACAUACAGCUUGAAACUUGAACAUUCUGCUCGGAUUGUAAGUUCAAAGGGAACUCUAGCGAAUACUUACCUCUCUUUGUCCACUCAGGAGUUUUUUUCUGAGAGUUUUAGCACUUCUGAACCACAUGCAGAAUUGAUUUUGAGGCCUAUGCACCAGGGCAGGGGCGUACCUAGAGCAUUUUCCUCCGCUCUAGGUACGCCCAUCUUUAAAAUAUAGAAAACACUCAAGUAUAUAUUAAAUGUUUUCAAGAAUACACACCCUUCCAAAAAGUAUACAACCCCAAUUCACAAAUAAAACCCUGCACCCCAUUUCAUAAAUAAAUACACCACCCAUUCAAAAAUAAAUCCCUGCACCCACCUUCCAUAAAUAAAUACACCCCCUUCACAAAUAAAACCCUUUACCCCACUUCAAUAAAUAAAUACACCCUCCUUCACAAAUAAAACCCUGCACCCCCCUUCCAUGAAUAAAGACACCUCCCCUUCACAAAAAAGCUCUGCACUCCUUACAUUCUGGACUCACAAUUAUAGAUGACUCGAUGGAGAAUGCUUCUCUCUGCUCCGGCCUCACUACUGCCUGCAUUGCCGACCUCACAUAAGAGUUGAUCCUUCUGCUACUGGAGUUCCGUGAAGACAGAUAGGCAGCGCCCGUCGGCGUGACGUGGAACGCUUCAACACUCCACCCCAUCCUUCCAAUGUAUAUAUUGCUGGUCCCUUCCAAUAUAUCCUCAUAAAUACAACCUUAAGAAAUGUCAAACAUAUGAAGAAGUGAUUCACUCAUUGGAGUAUGGGUCAAAGAAGGUCCUCAAAAGGCAUCAGUCUUAAUUUAUUAAAAAUUUUGUUCCAUAAUUAAAAAAACAAAAAGUACACUUACACUUUGAAAAGUACUAUCAAUCAAUGGAAAUACAGCAAACAUACUACAGACCUCGGUUUACAAAUUUAAUGCGUUCAGUCUGUAAAUUUAGGAUGGGUCUCCACCCUACCGAGGAGUUUUCGGUCAGAAAUAGGUGUGAAUAGAAGCCGUGAGUCCUUUCUAACUCAGGGACUGGUACAAUGACGCCUUCUUUUUGUAGAGAAGAAGUGAAGACCUGGAAAGCAAGCCUUUUUACUUUGCCUCCCGGCCAUUUUGUGAUUUGGAAGGAACUGGUAGGAGGGUGUUUGCAAAAUUCUAGAAGAUAUCCCCUUCUGAUGAUAUCCAGAACCCAGUUGCCGCUUACGGAAUUGGAGUAAGCGAGCUCCAACACCGCUUGACAGGGAGAUCAGCCCGUCACAGAUUCCUGGGGUUCUUGGAGGGUGCGGAACCUCGGGGCUUGCUGACUCAAGCACCAUGUUGACCACUCCUCCAGGAUUGAUUUCUCCCAUAUUCCUUACCCGGUCUGUAGGAUCUGCUAUCACAAAAUGGGUAAUAAUCCCUUUUUGCACGAAAGGAACCUUUGGGCCUGUAGUCUUGAGGCAGGAAGGCCUUUUUACCUUUGGCUGCUCGUUUAAUACAAUCAUCCAGAUUCUUGCCGAAUAGCAUGUCGCCAUGAAAAGGAAGGGAGCACAAGCUGCCUUUGGAGGAGGCAUCAGCAGACCAUGAUCUGAGCCAUAGCGCUCUCCUGACCGAAACUGAAAGAGCCAUAUUUCUGGCUAAGGACCUCACCAGAUCCACCGCAGCCUCAGACAAGAAGUCAACAGCCAAUUUCAGAUCCUUCAGGCUGUCCAGUACAGAGGGACGGCUCCUGCCGUUCUUAAUAUCCUCCUCAAAAUUCUCCAUCCAAACCUUAAGCACCCUGGAUACUGACAUAAGGGCCACUGCUGGGUGCAGGCCAGUACCUAAAGCCACAUACACUUUGGAAAGACUGAAGUCCAUCUUUCUGUCGAUAGGGUCUUUGAAGGAACCCGCAUCAUCAACAGGCAAAGUGGUAUGUUUGGCCUAACCUAACCAUCUAACCACGGCCGCAUCCACCUUGGGAGCGGAAUCCCACGCUUCAGCGUCAAGGUCCUCAAAAGGAUACAGUCUGGAAAAUCUUCCUUUUACGGAGGAUUUUCUGUCCGAUUUGGACCAUUCCUCCUUAAUGAGGUCUUUUAUAGUCUCAUGGACUGGAAAAGUCGUCCUCUUCCUCCUGAGGUCAGAGAAGUGGCGACUGGAUGUGGAAGGCUCAUCCUUAGAAGAUUCCUUCAAACUGAGAGUCUUGCGGACCCUGGAUAUCAAAUGGUCAAUUUCAGCAGGUUCCGGGAAAUCUGGAGCUGGAAGCACCUCAUCCUCAGCAGAAGAACCCAGAUCUUUCAGGAAUACCAUAGUCAUACACUCCACAUCAGAGACGUCUGGAGAACACUCCGAAGGUUCCAAACACCUUGGUCGCUUGCGAGACUUCCCAGAUUCCUGACUUCCCAGAGCGACUGCUUGUGAAAUAUACUGCAUUAUGUAAGGCGCAGGUUGGAUGGAGGACUGCCUUUGAGAUGGGCCUGCAGCCACAGACAGGCAAGAAAAACAUAGACGUUUCCCCUCCAGGGCUCUGUAUCACAGGAUACACAUUGUGUCCUUCUGGGCGACUUCCCUUUGGAUGACACUGAAGCUUUAGUCCCAUUAUAACUGCAGAAAUAGGGAUAGAACAGUGUAUCAGUGAUCCGCACUCUUUUAAAUACUAGACAAAACAAACCAGAAAAAGCAUGGCUUACCUAUCAGACUUAGGUUGUGACCUUUUGUGAGGUGGGGAAGAAUCAGAAUCAGAGGAAUUUGAGACUUCCAUAUCCAUCUGCAGAACCAAAUGCAAGAAAGAAUCUCAUAUUGAAUUCAGAACAAAUUGAAGGAUACCACUUUAAAAAAUAAAAAGACAUUUACCUUAAUGAAAAGCAGACGAAACGAAAAGCAAUGCAACAUUCACCAGAAUGAUUCCCACGAGUGUGAGAACCAGGAGGCUGUAAAAUAGGCGUUUGACAUCAAACGAAGAGCUUUCACCUGUGUGAAUCAGACUACAAAACAGGCGAAUUUUCUGACGAAUUUACAGGCGAAUUUACAGGCGAACGAACGGGCGAACAAGCCAUUCAUGUGAACAAACAAACGUUCAACAAAAUUCGUGCGAAUGGCUAAAAUUCAUGCGAAAAAACGAACACCAAGUGAAAAUGAAAGAAAGCAAAGGGACUUACCCCUUCAGAAGGUGGGCGGAAAAGGCAGAGGGAAGCCGGAAACAGGGAGAAGUCCAGACCAGCAAGGUACACGUCCAGGUCUAUAUUCACCUGCCCACUGCUACCCCUAGGAUCACUGCAGCAUUAGGGAACCAGACAUAACAGCUUGCUACCCCUUGGGUUACAGCAAGUACCAGACAACCGGCCACUAAAGGGGUACUCUCCAGGGGGUCACCUUUGCGCAGUGCCAU